Molecule: messenger RNA, 937 nt
Organism: Mercenaria mercenaria
Lineage: Eukaryota; Metazoa; Mollusca; Bivalvia; Venerida; Veneridae
Exons: 3
Coding region: 16-738 (240 amino acids)
Source: RefSeq, a predicted model, not a curated record
CUGUUUUUAUUUCAGAUGGAUCUACUUAUACUACGGCUGAUUAUUUCUGCAUUUUCAACAUUUUCACUUGCUGAAGCUACGAAAAGCAAUAAUGUCACAUUGUACACACAAGAGUUGCUGUCAGUUACAAUGCCAAUUUGUAAUGACAAGGUUGGGUUAAGUUGUCCAUCCAGUAAGACUGAUAGGGACAAUAGGAUGUUCUUCUGCAGAUUUCGCUGUCCACAAGGCACACUGUAUCAUUGUAAAGAAGAUACAUAUCAUGGGAUUAUAGAAUUUUGUGCCAAGCCAGAAAUUUGUGAUAAAGGGCAAAUGUACAGUGUGUACUUUGAUUCAGAGCACCAGAGGGUUGUGAUUCAGAAAAGUACAUGUCCUGAGGGUUUGUUCCAACCAUUUGAAGAGGAUUGUUACAUUGCCUGUACCCAGUAUCAUCAUGUUGACGAGUCGUUCCUACAAGACCUUGGUAUAGUGGUGCUAUAUCAUGGAAAUGCUACACACCCUGGUGUAGGAUACUGUGAUGUAGAUAAUGGAUAUGUGAACAUAGAUUAUAAUAUGUAUAUAAAUCUAACUCAGUUUGAAGUGUCAGUCUGUGAUAAAAAAGAAAAUUUUCAGAUCAAAUGUGAUACGGGUCAGCGCCUUCUUCCAGAUUCUCGAUGUGUUCCUGUAUGUGAGCAAGGAUAUGUAGUGAACAAAAAGGAUUUUUUCAAAUGCUCAUUGCAUUCCAGCACUGACACUGUGUAAGUAAAUAAAAAAAAAGAAAUAACAUAAGUUAUAUGUGUAUCUUAAGACACAAAACAGCAUAAGCACAGAAUUAGUUGAGCCGCACCAUGGGAAAACCAACAUAGUGGCUUUGCGGCCAGUAUGGAUUCAGACCAGCCUGUGCACUCGCGCAGUCUGGUCAGGAUCCAUGCUGUUUGCUUGUAAAACUAUGCAAUAAGAG